Brassica napus (rape) is the source of this 1176-nucleotide messenger RNA. RefSeq lists its product as uncharacterized. Lineage: Eukaryota; Viridiplantae; Streptophyta; Magnoliopsida; Brassicales; Brassicaceae. The transcript is spliced from 2 exons. The record is from RefSeq and is a predicted model, not a curated record. Bases 1 to 1176 code for a protein of 391 amino acids.
AUGGACAAGGCGAUGUUGGCUUUAUCGAUUAAAGACGAUGACGAUGUUCCUUUUGAUAUGCCCGAUCUUCCUCAAUUCUACUCUUUUAAGAGGAAUGCAAACAGUCUCAUCGGUCGUCUUCUCAACCCUUCUCACCAAAAUAUGGCUAGUCUGAUCCUUGAUAUGCCAAGGAAAUGGCAGAAACAAAACAGGGUUAGAGGUGUUGCUCUCACUGAUGAAAGAUUCCAGUUCAUCUUCAACCAUGCAUAUGAUCUAGAAGAAGUUCUGGAAAAAGGCAUGCAAACAUAUAAUGAAUGGGGUCUCGCGAUUGAUCGAUGGAUGGAAAACCCCCCACCUGAUUAUCUUCAACACGUCCCGAUCUGGGUUCAAAUCAAGAACAUUCCGGUGAAUCACUACACUGAAGCUGCGAUCACUACAAUUGGAGAACUUAUUGGACAUGUGGAUACUGUCGCUUUCGAUCCAACGAAAUCUCAGAGGCAUGACUUUGUCCGGGUCAAAAUCAUCCUUGAUGUCUCAAAACCUCUAAGCAAACUCCGAACUAUCAACCUUCGUGGAGGACAACAACCUCCUGGAUCUCUCUCUGAAAAAGAUCCAUUGUUUGGGAUUUUAUCUGAUGAUCAAGUUAGGAUUCAUCCCAUUUCUGUGAGACCUCGUAUCGCUCCAGAAGUGCUACAAGAAAUGCGAAUCUAUUUACUAGCGGCUAAUGGAGAAGAUAGGAGCGUCAAAGAACAAAGAAUCAUUUCUUCGAUCAAGGAAGUAGAGAAGGAUCCAAUUUCGCAAAAGUCAAUCCUACAACUCAUACCUCCUCCAAUUGUUACCGAUGAUUUAAACAGAGGCAAAGGUCUUGUCUUUGAAUAUGAUUCGGACUCUUCACCACAAUCUUUACCUCAAGACAAUCGUGGUACUAAACUCAUGUCUGCGGCAAUCUCUGCUGGCCGCUCUCUUCAUAUUCAGCCUCAAGCUCAUGGUACCACAAGGAAAAGACUCGGCAAAUACAUAAGGAAAGCUAAAGUUCAAGACAAGAACCAAGAUCAUCUCUCCAAAGAAGAUUCUCAAGCUUCAAAAGAGAAGCUGUCUCUGAAAAGGAAAGCAGAAAAAGAACUGGCGGAUGCACCCAAGCCUUCAAAGCUUAAAACAUCGUUGAUGGUCCCAAAUGAGGGACCGUCCAAGGCUUAA